GUCUACUACGACUACUGUGUGUACUGUGUGUACUGUGUGUACUGCGUGUACUGCUACUAGAGCUACUACUGCACGUUUACACUAGAGCUUUUCUGUCUCUCUACUGCAUAUUUAAACAGAAAAGAUGUCUUUGAAGACUGAGAACCAGGAACUGCACGAGAGGAUCCGAAACUUAGAAAAUCAGAACCAGGAACAGCUCAAGAGGAUCCAAAGCUUAGAACAUGAGAACCAAGAUCUGAGAGAGAGGAUGGAAAAGUCCUCGGAUAGGAACCAGCAUCUGCAGGAGACGAUCCAAAUCUUAUCGGGCAGGAUCAAGUGCCACUUAGAAGAACAGCUCAAGGAACAGGAGGAGCUCCGCUCGCACCACAAGUUGCUGGAGGAAACUCUGAUGAGGUGCGACGAAAGAGUUGACGUCUGCCCUCACCUGCGAGAACUGAAGGAGGAACGUCGAAAACAUGCAAAUUUGAAGGAGGAGCUGGAAGAGUUGAGGACAGUAGUCGAUGACACAGGCUCUCGUGAAAUGUUUAUAAAAUCUUAUAAGAAGAACAUGUCCGCAGAUCUGAAAAGAGUGGAGAACAGGUUAUCGGAGGAGCGUAAAGAGACAGAGAGACAACGACAGAGGAACAAAGAACUGUCGGAGGAGAUGGAGAUUCUCUAUGAUGAACUUCAAAAGAUCGAACAGGAGAACACAGGUCUGCAAGGGCAAAUCCAGCAGCAGAUGCGUGAAGAGCUGCAGAAAGCCCACGCCGAGCUGGAGAGCUCCACGAAGACGUUAGCAGAGGAGCAGAGGAGAAAGCAACUUCUCACACCACUGGAGGAAAAAUACGAACUCCACGACGAAGAAGAAGAAGACGAGGACAAGAGCGGACGGAAAGCAGGGAAUUUCUUUUCCAAGUUGAAUUUUAGGUCAUCACUGGAUGAGCUGCCCGCGGGGAGGCAGUUCUAUGUUGCGGGAAAUGGGAGAGUCCGUAGGCGGCUGCCGCCGUCUGGCGCUGGGGGUGACGCAGCCAGCGGUGGGAAUGCCGUGGGAAUGCUGGGGGAACGCGGUGCACGGACACUUGAAGUUCUGCUGCUCAGUCCGUAA
Molecule: messenger RNA, 1084 nt
Organism: Boleophthalmus pectinirostris (great blue-spotted mudskipper)
Lineage: Eukaryota; Metazoa; Chordata; Actinopteri; Gobiiformes; Gobiidae
Product: trichohyalin-like
Exons: 2
Coding region: 125-1084 (319 amino acids)
Source: RefSeq, a predicted model, not a curated record